AUGAAUCCAAUCUCCCUGUGUAACAAUGCAGAAAGUAGACAAGAGUCAACAUUCGAUGAAUGCACUCAAAGUGGCAAUAACAACCCUUUUCUAGAUGAUAAGAAGUCGACAUGUCAAAGCAAUACCUGUGACAAGGAUAGUGGAAAAUGCUCCGAAGUACAGCCAUCAUGUUCAUACUUUCGGAAAAUGGUGGAAAGAAUAACGUCGAUUACCGAUCCUCGUAUACUUGACGAAAUAGAAAAUUUGCAUAUCCAAUGCAAAAAUUGUGAAGUAAAGGAAUGUGAUAAAAAUUAUUGUACCAAACAAGAAGAAACUCAACACCCCAAUGAAUUAUGCACUGAUCAGAGAAUGAAAGCCAAUCCUCCCCAAAUUCAAUUCGACAAGUCAUGUCGCGAACGCGCAUUCGAAAGCAAGGAAGAUAUGACAACUAAAGGCACACAGAUCAACAUACCAUCGAUGCAUCCCAUGCGCCUAAAUGAGAAUGUUGAAAGACUGAUUGCUGAGUCUGAACCUCACGCUAGGAUAGAUUUGAGGAAUCAACAACUAACUGAUCAACAUAUGCACACAGUAGCAAAACUCGCAAUCGUCGAGAAACAAUGUGAAAUACUCGAUUUAGGAUCUAACCGCAUCACAUCAGAGGGUAUAUUCAACAUUGGUGAAGCAGUGUCAAGAAGCACCAGUAUUCUUCGACUCUAUCUUGGAGGUAAUCAACUAUCCGAUGAUGGUGUAUGUUUUCUUGCGCCCUUAGUGGAAAAUUCUUGUCUUUUCGUUCUGGGCCUUGCUAAUAAUAACAUCACUGACCAGGGCGCAUUUCACAUGGCUCAAAUGCUCGAAAAUAAUCAACGAUUAACUGUGCUUGGGUUGGAGAACAACCAAAUUGGUGACAAAGGAGUUCAAAUGUUGGCUGAUGUACUCAAGGAUUAA
Molecule: messenger RNA, 924 nt
Organism: Rotaria socialis
Lineage: Eukaryota; Metazoa; Rotifera; Eurotatoria; Philodinida; Philodinidae
Source: the annotation of a GenBank genome assembly